AUGCUCGGACCGCUGUGCGACGAGGUCAUCAAGCUCGUCCAGUUCUCACCGAAGGCCGACGGCGUGACCAUCGCGAUCAAGGGGCGCAUCGCCGUUCCCAUUCUCGGCAACCCCAUCCAGAUCCAGCAAGUCCUCGUCAAUCUCAUCGACAAUGCGAUCGAAGCCGGCGGCAACACCUCGAACAGGGCGAUCGAACUGGAAUUCUCCGAACGGCCCGGACGAGCGGCGCUUGCCGUGCGCGACUACGGUCCCGGCUUUUCGCCGGAAGUGUUAGAGAACCUGUUCGACCUGUUUCGGACAACGAGGGAAAGCGGCACCGGUAUCGGCUUGUGGCUGUGCCGACAGAUCGUUGAGAAGCACAAGGGCACGAUCUCGGCGUUCAAUCACUCGGACGGGGGUGCCUGUGUGCGCGUGGAAUUCCCGGCAGCAGGGAUACCCACAUGA
Ostertagia ostertagi is the source of this 444-nucleotide messenger RNA. NCBI's taxonomy places the organism in Eukaryota, Metazoa, Nematoda, Chromadorea, Rhabditida, Trichostrongylidae. The record is from the annotation of a GenBank genome assembly.